Molecule: messenger RNA, 1857 nt
Organism: Miscanthus lutarioriparius
Lineage: Eukaryota; Viridiplantae; Streptophyta; Magnoliopsida; Poales; Poaceae
Source: the annotation of a GenBank genome assembly
AUGUGCAUGCAUUCUGAUGCACGCUCCUCCCCCAAUCCCCCUUGCCCUUGCUAUAAAUCCCCCCUUCCCCUCGCACUCGCUGCAUUGCUCUUCUUCAAUCUUCACCCGGAAAUCGCCUCGCUUACUUUGCUUUUCCCUCUGUCUCUGUUGCAUCCCGAAGGUUCUUGGACGGAAACCAUUUCAGCAGGCGAAGAGAUGGACGCGGACACAUUCCCAGCGGGGCUGCGCGUGCUCGCCGUCGACGACAACCGCGUCUGCCUCAAGAUCCUAGAGAGGCAGCUCAAAUAUUGCAACUACAACGUGACGGUGGUGUCGGACGCCAGGACGGCGUUGGACAUGCUCAGGGAGAGGAAGGACGGGAACCAGUUCGACCUGGUGAUCAGCGACGUCGUCAUGCCCAACAUGGACGGCUUCAAGCUCCUUGAGCUCAUCGGCCUGGAGAUGGAUCUCCCAGUCAUCAUGCUAUCCGCAAACAGCGAGACGCAGACUAUAAUGAAAGGGAUAAAGCAUGGGGCAUGUGAUUAUUUGGUAAAACCAGUGCGCCUUGAACAGCUUAGGGGCAUAUGGACACAUGUGGUGAAGAACAGUAAGACUGAUCCAUGGAACAGCAUCAACAGUGGCAGUGAUGAUGAUGUUCAGAAGUUGCCAUAUGGAGAUGGUGAUAAAGGUGUGAAGGAUGGAGCAAACCAUAGAAACAAGUAUUCAAAGAAAAACAAAAUGGCUGUGGAUGUUGCUGAUGAGGACAACGAGAACACAUCAGCCCAGAAAAAGCAAAGGGUCCAGUGGUGUGGUCAACUACACCAGAAGUUUGUAGAAGCUGUCAGUCGGAUUGGCAUCGACAGGGCUGUUCCAAAGAAGAUAAUAGAAAUCAUGAAUGUGGAAGGCCUUACAAGAGAGAAUGUCGCUAGUCAUCUGCAGAAGUACCGAAUCUAUCUCAGAAAGCUCGGUGAUGGCACACUGAGGAAUUCCAAUCCAUUUGCUGUUGAAACUGAAGCAUUGCGGAGAAACAUGUGUGUCCCCUCCUUCAUUGGCUCUCCGAGCUCAAGCAACCAUUCUUCGUCUCGUUCUUGCAGCUCCUAUGCAAGUAUAUUGCGUGGAAUGAUUUUGGGAUCAAGCAGAGGUAUUCCUUUCGAAGACAUAGCAAAUGAUGACAUGCUGGCUCCUUCUGGUCAUUUACCAUUGCAGUCUCCUGAGUUGGUGAAACAGCCUUCGGUUCAGCUUCAAUCAUGUUCUGCUGGCCGAUUUAACGAGGUUGCUAGGGAAGUUCACCAAUUUUCAGGGCCUAGCAACUCCUGGAAAGCUGUUGUGCCAUCAAGGUUUUCUGAUCUUGGUCAUAAUGUUGGAAAGCCUGAAGAUCCUACGCAGGGUAACAUUUUCAAGAUCAACCAGUUGUCUAGACUCGCACACUCCUCUGGACAGAUUCCAACUUUCGGAAAUGAGUAUCAGAAGAAAAUCACAGGAAUCAUGGGGAAAGCCGUACCAGUGGUAGGUUUCAGAGAGCAAGUGGCACCAUUUAGCUUUGGGAAUGACACACACUCUACAUUGACACCGAUUAGGAAUUCUGCUUUGGCUAGUUCUUCAAGCACUAGACCUGACCUUCAAAUAGACAAUUCUGCAAUGCUGACCCAGGUGUUGAAUGGCGGUGGUGCAAGUGACAACCACCAUGAUGGUAGCACCGUUAAUCAUCAAGCUGUUAGUGACCAAGUGAACAACAUCAAUGAAUUCCUCAUGGGAACAAGUGAGGCACAGAAUGUGGAGAGUGAUGACUUGGAUGAUUUCUUUGCUUCCUUGGUUAAUCAAGAUUUCGUCAACAAUGGUGAUUCUUUGAUUGACGGGGACUGGGAAUUUGCCCCUUGA